Molecule: messenger RNA, 4425 nt
Organism: Periophthalmus magnuspinnatus
Lineage: Eukaryota; Metazoa; Chordata; Actinopteri; Gobiiformes; Gobiidae
Product: oxysterol-binding protein-related protein 10-like
Exons: 13
Coding region: 328-2691 (787 amino acids)
Cellular component (GO): cytosol; membrane; intracellular membrane-bounded organelle
Molecular function (GO): cholesterol binding
Source: RefSeq, a predicted model, not a curated record
CGCAGGGGGGCGUGUUUCUCCCCUGCUCUCUCCCCUCGCUGUGAUCCUACCAGGAAAAAGGCAGGAGAAGACGCCGUAGUGCCCGCACAGGACGAGCACUGCGGAGGGGAGAGAGCGCAACGGGACAGCGGCAUCUCCACUACACUACCCCCACCGUGAUCGGAUAUGUCAGCUUGGUCACGAUCUCCAUCAGCGCCCGAUUUCAACUCCACGGACACUUACCUUAUGUUUUUACUUACACUUAUGCUUUUCUGAAAUCUUCCUGCUCCUAUCCCCUCUCCUUUUGCCUUCUACCUCCUCCUUCUUCUUCACCGUCCCGUUAUCAGCAUGGACAAGACGCUGUGUAGUAGCAGCCCGCUCCACGCCAAAACACCCUCCGCUGCUCCUGCAUCCGAACGCGGGAACUCGUCCAUAAGAAAGCCCGGGACAGGAGGCAACAACCGGGGACCCUCGUCUUGCAGCAGCACCAAUGCCCUACUCGGGAACAGCAUGAAUCCACAAUCACAACAACCACAGCAGCAGCAGCAGACACGCAAGAGGCAGUUGGAGGGAGUGCUCAGCAAAUAUACCAAUCUGAUCCAAGGCUGGCAAAACAGGUACUUUGUUUUGGACCCAGAUCUGGGACAGCUGCUGUAUUAUGUGAAUGAGCAGGGAAAGAGCCAGAAGCCACGUGGAUCGCUGCCUCUGAUUGGUGCGUCAGUAACCCCGAGCGACGAGGCCCCACACAUGUUUAUAGUGAACUCUGUGAAUGGAGAGCUGUACAAACUCAGAGCCUCUGACGCCAAAGAGCAACAGUUCUGGAUCAGCCAACUCCAGGCCUGUUCCAGACGCCACUCCGACAGCAGUGCCAAGGUGAGGAAGCUGAAAGGCUCUGAUGAGCACCUGAGUGUGGAGCGGGCCGGGGGCGGACAGGAGGGGCUGGCCCCCUCCAGCUCAGGACGCACCCGCAGCUUCUCACUCCUCCCUCAUCUCACCCCCUCGUCAUCCCCGGCAACGCAGCGACACCCGAGCUCCUCGGCGACACCCGGGAACAUCGUCACCAUCACUCACCACAAAUCCCCCGCUGCAGCGCGCCGGACCAAGAGCCAGUACCCCGGACGCCUGCACCAGGUCAAAGAGGUGAUGUCCCAAGCAGAGGGUCAGCAGAAGAGCCUGGUACAGUCCAUCGACUCCCUCCCAACCAAAGGACCACUCUCCUGCCUGGACCACGACCUGCUGCUGCUCAAAGCCACGUCGGCCGCCACCCUGAGCUGCCUGGGAGAGUGUCUCAACAUCCUCCAGCAGACCCAGACCAACCCCACCACCCCUGCUCCAUCCCAGGCUGCUCAGAGGAACCACAGCGCCCCCUCUGAUGGUGUUCCUGUGUGGACUGUCCCAAAGUCCCCCUCAGUGGAGCAGAUGAGGAACGGUCUGACUCCUCUGCACUCAACCGAGCCCUCCCCGGACUCCCGAAAACGCAGCCUGUCCCAUGGAGCUGAGCAGCACUCGGGGCCGGAGGAUCUGAGUCCGUGUGAAGAGAUGACGGACUCUGAGGACAAUGAGGAGGAGGACCUGGGCGUUCUGGAUGAUCAGAGGAGCAUCAUCCUGCACCUGCUCUCACAGCUCAAACUGGGCAUGGACCUCACACGGGUGGUGCUGCCAACAUUUAUCCUGGAGAAGCGCUCGCUGUUGGAGAUGUACGCUAACUUCAUGGCCCACCCCGACAUGUUCCUGUCCAUUACCUCUGGGACCACAGCUGAGGAGCGCAUCAUUCGAUUCGUAGAGUACUAUCUCACCGCCUUCCACGAGGGACGGAAAGGGGCUGUAGCCAAAAAACCCUACAACCCCAUCCUUGGAGAGACAUUCCACUGCUCAUGGGACGUACCAAGAGACAAAGUCAGGACUGGGAAUCGAACCAACAACCCCGGGUGCGCUCAGGGGCCAGGCAGGGGUCCGAAUAACACGCAGGGGGAGGAGAGUGGACCAUAUAAGGUGCGGUUUGUGGCAGAGCAGGUUUGCCAUCACCCUCCGGUCUCUGGGUUUUACUGUGAGUGCAGAGAGCGAAGGAUGUGUGUCAACUCCCAUGUUUGGACCAAGAGCAAGUUUAUGGGCAUGUCCAUUGGAGUGUCCAUGGUGGGGGAGGGUGUGUUAUAUUUAUUGGACCACGAUGAGGAGUAUGUGUUCACACUGCCCUCCGCUUACGCCCGCUCCAUCCUCACUGUGCCCUGGGUCGAACUCGGGGGCAAAGUGUCCAUCACCUGUGCCAAAAGUGGAUACUCUGCUACUGUCACGUUUCAUACCAAACCCUUCUAUGGAGGAAAGGUGCACAGAGUGACAGCGGAGGUGAAACACAACCUGACCAACACCAUCGUGUGUAAGGCUCAGGGCGAGUGGAACGGGACUCUGGAGUUCACCUACAGCAGCGGAGAGACCAAAGUCAUCGAUACAAACAAACUGCCUGUGACCAAGAAGAAGCUACGGCCCGUGGACCAGCAGAGCCGCACCGAGUCCAGGAGGCUGUGGCAGCACGUCACCAAGUCUCUGAAGGAGGGGAACAUUGACGAAGCGACGGAGCACAAGCACAGACUGGAGGAGAGGCAGAGGAGCGAAGAGAAACAGAGAAACGCCAACAACAAGCCCUGGACCCCCAAAUACUUCACCAAAGAGGGUGAAGGAUGGGUCUACAACACUCCUCUGUGGAAAUCAACCUGAUGGUGUCGUUCUUCCUCUCGGACAGAAACACGAGCUUCUUCUGCAGAGGUCAGCCUGGAUGACCUUUGAACCCUAAAGACCUUUGGAGAUGUUGACACUGGUCCAAUUCCAUUUAGUAGAAGAGAUGUUUCCUAUGGACGACUCGAGAAAUGUAGGUUUGGGCUGUUUCUGUUCAUUUGCCUCCUCAACUCCUCAACAGGAAAAGAGCCGAGUACACACAACCUGCAUCUCUUCUCAGUGGGCGGGGCUUAAUUGAGGAAUUGUCAAGGAAACAAGUGUACAGAAAUGAGGUGCAGCCUUUGACGACGCAAGUUUGGAAGAAACUGGAUUCACCCUGUGAGGACAAUGAGGUGCCAAAGGAAUCCAAGAAGAACUACAUUUUUAUACAUAAAGUUAAAGACUAUUGAAGUAACUAACAGUAGAGUAUUUCUAUUUUUCACUUUGCCAAGGCAUUUUUUGCACAUGCACAGUACUGAAGUUCACCACUAGUGUUUUAUAUAAAUGUAUAAAUGUGAUCACACAGUUUUGGUUCAGAGCUUUUGGUUCAUCGUGCAGCAUUUGAAUGAUUCAGUAACAUGUUAACUGUUCACGUUUAUUACCACAGAUGAAUAUUCCUUAGUGUUGCUUUAUUUUUCUCCUGUCAGAAAAUAGCCACACACGUUAGUCUAAUGUAUUUCUGAAAUUUGUGUAGCCAUGAAAAGCAGUACAGCCAUAACCCAACUGGGAAAGAGUUAAAUCAAACGUGUUCAGUUACAGGUUAUUAUCAACGCGAUUACCAAAGGUCCUAUAAAAAAGUUUUAUUCUGGAUUUUUCAAAACGUAGGUUAAGUUAAGCCUUUAUUGUUCAUGUAGGAAACUAUUGGGCUACUUUAGUAUAUCCUAUGUCCCCUGAUUUCUGAGCGUUUUGAUGAGAAAAACAACAUUACAACACAGUUAUACAAAAUAGUUUUAGUACAAUAGAGGAUUUUAACAUGUUAAAGUAAAUUAAAAAUGUAAUGUAAACGCCUAAUGUUGCUUUAUACAGCGAUGAAAAUACUGCAAUUAUUAUAGCUUUGUUUCUCUCUUUACAACCGAUUCACUCUUCUUUUAUUGACGUGUUUGAGCUUCCUGUAAUAGGCGCCAUUUUGAGGACUUUGUAUCACUGAAAAGCUAGAAGUUUUCAAAUUGUCAAUCGCUAUGGGAACAGUUCCAAGUCUUCAUCACUCAGAAAUCCAUAGAGACUGUACUUUUGCGCAGCUGUCCCUCCAUUGAUGUAUUUCUAUUAUGAAUGUAUUUUAGCACAUCAGCAGUUUGCUCCGUGACGUAUUUGGUCCUAUUACAAACACAGACUUUAUUUUAACAUGGCAGCAUUUCGUUAUUCUUUAAAUAUUCCAGCUCUAUAAUAUUUUUGGCAUUACUACCUCUGAAUCAGUGUCAUGUCAUUUGCAAAUAUUUCAAGUUGAUUUUGUAGGUGUUGAGAUGAGAUCAUUCAGUUGUUCGUAGUUAGUGCACUCCCAGUUUGAGUAUUUACACUAUUGUCUAUAAACAGUUGUUAUACUGCCUUAUUCUCACUGUUUAAUUGUACUAAAUCCAGGUGCAGGUCAGUAGCCUCAGUGAAAGACUAAACUAAUAUUUUUGUUUCACGUUUUUAAGCCUUACACAGAAACGAAACAGGUUUUAGACAGUUUUUCAUGAAUGGAUAUAUUCUGAUGUAGCGCAAACUUUAGAUGAAUAAUAAUAAAAACCUUUGAGUAUC